AUGGAUAAAUUCUUCCUCGUUGUAUUUGCAGUUAUUGCUGCUGUCGCUGCUGACGUCAGCCAUUUGCCCUCCAACGAAUACUUACCCCCAGUACAGCUAGAUACCUCUGUUCCUGCUCCCACCAACGAAUAUUUGCCCCCAGCCCAACAACAACUUGUUGUUGAACCUCAACCUGCCCAUGAAUUGGCUGAUGAUGGUUACCGUUACAAGACAAACCGUCGCGUUGUCUACCGUCGCAACCGUCGUGAUAGCCCUCCCAGCAACGAAUACUUGCCUCCUGUUCAAGAACAAACCCAAGUUGUUGAAGAAGUAGCUCCCGUUCAACAAGUUGUUGUUGAACCUCAACCUGCCCAUGAAUUCGCCGAUGAUGGUUACCGUUACAAGACCCACCGUCGUGUUGUCUACCGUCGCAACCGUCGUGCUAGCCCUCCCAGCAACGAAUACUUGCCUCCUGUUCAAGAACAAACCCAAGUUGUUGAGGAAGUAGCUCCCGUUCAACAAGUUGUUGUUGAACCUCAACCUGCCCAUGAAUUGGCCGAUGAUGGUUACCGUUACAAGACCCACCGUCGCGUUGUCUACCGUCGCAACCGUCGUGAUGUCAGCCACUUGCCAUCCAACGAAUACUUGCCCCCUGUUCAACAACAAAGCCAAGUUAUUGAAUCCGUAGCUCCCGUCGCUGUCCCAACCAACGAAUAUUUGCCCCCAACCCAACAACAAGUUGUUGUUGAACCUCAACCUGCUCAUGAAUUGGCCGAUGAUGGUUACCGUUACAAGACCCACCGUCGUGUUGUCUACCGUCGCAACCGUCGUGCUAGCCCUCCCAGCAACGAAUACUUGCCCCCUGUUCAAGAACAAACCCAAUUUGUUGAAGAAGUAGCUCCUGUUCAACAAGUUGUUGUUGAACCUCAACCUGCUCAUGAAUUGGCCGAUGAUGGUUACCGUUACAAGACCCACCGUCGUGUUGUCUACCGUCGCAACCGUCGUGCUAGCCCUCCCAGCAACGAAUACUUGCCUCCUGUCCAAGAACAAACCCAAGUUGUUGAAGAAGUAGCUCCCGUUCAACAAGUUGUUGUUGAACCUCAACCUGCCCAUGAAUUGGCCAAUGAUGGUUACCGUUACAAGACCCACCGUCGCGUUGUCUACCGUCGUCAUUAA
Molecule: messenger RNA, 1155 nt
Organism: Musca vetustissima
Lineage: Eukaryota; Metazoa; Arthropoda; Insecta; Diptera; Muscidae
Exons: 2
Coding region: 1-1155 (384 amino acids)
Source: RefSeq, a predicted model, not a curated record